AUCAAUUUGCAUAUUUUUUGUAGGAAAAUGGGUAAUCAGUUACUUUUUCUGCUUCUCGCGACCGCAGCGUUGGUCACUGCUAGCGUGUACGAUGAUUUCCCCCAAUGGGAUCCCAUUCACUGGCUGGUCCCGAGCACAGAAACCAUCGAAUUGAGCUGCUACCACCCCAGUUAUUACCCCUUUAACGACUUAAGCAAAGGGCAUAAUAUUCAAUGGAUCCUGCCCAAACCAACGUCAUACCGUCAUCUUAAACCCGGUGAAUCAAACGAAGGUUGGAAAGUGCUGAAUGACACCAAGUACACCCUUAAAAUUGAUAAAUCAAUCAUGAAUGUACCUGACGCAGUGAACGGAAUGUACGUCUGUGCUGUACUGGCCCCAAUAAGUGAUAAGUCGGAAAUCUACUCCUGGUACUACCUGAGGUGGGGAGUCGGCCUGUACACCAACGUUCCCGCAAUGAAUGAAGGCACAAUUGCUCAAAAGUACUACAUGAGUUUCACAUAUUCCUGGGUCUCGACUCUUGUGGCAAUCGUCAUAUUUGUACUUUUCGCGAUAACGGUCCACUUCAGGUACAAAGGAGGCCCCGUGCUAGAAGUCGACGAAGAGGCUGGUAGUGAAUUAUCAUUCACUUCAAAGAAAUCAGACAAAAAAGGCAUUGAUUUUGAUAGCGGGAUGCUGUAA
This is a messenger RNA of Mesocestoides corti, 678 nucleotides long. The record is from the annotation of a GenBank genome assembly. NCBI's taxonomy places the organism in Eukaryota, Metazoa, Platyhelminthes, Cestoda, Cyclophyllidea, Mesocestoididae.